Messenger RNA from Eimeria acervulina, 1569 nucleotides. RefSeq lists its product as hypothetical. NCBI's taxonomy places the organism in Eukaryota, Apicomplexa, Conoidasida, Eucoccidiorida, Eimeriidae. The transcript has 9 exons. The record is from RefSeq and is a predicted model, not a curated record. The coding region runs from base 1 to 1569 and encodes 522 amino acids.
AUGGAGUAUUUCACGGCCUCAAACGCGAAGGCUGCUGCCUUUCAAGUGGGGAGUGUGCGGUAUUCUUUGCCUGUGGAGGUUAUGGGCAGAAGUGAUGUACAGGCGAGUGGUUUAGCCCUGGUAGUUCGGAGAGAGGGCUUCAAGGAUAUCCCCCCUAGGGUUCCUAAGACAGAAGACGGGGCCCUGCAACUCAACAGACCUCAACAAGGGUUUGGGCUCAUGGUCGAACACCUCCUGGGCAUGCAGCCACUAAAGGGGUGUCCCUUGAAGGAGUUUGCAGAGAAAUAUAUCGCCCUUAAAACUGAACUCCUCUACUGGCAGCUCCCCACUGCAGACGUCGCCUUCGACGAUCGCCUCUACUAUACCUCUGCGUGGACAGAUGGAGACUGCUUCUAUCCCCUUCGCCGCGAGGAUGCGGCUGCCUUCACUCGUUCGGAGGCUGAUGCGCAACGGCCUCUCAACGUACUGCAGCUUCAAGAGUCUCCGGUCCCAGAGGAGAUUAAGUGCUUUUUGGAAGAUGUUAAGGGAGAUUGGCAGUGCUGGGCGACACCAGAGCAGCAGCAAAACAACGCAGAGGGCGCAACAGCCGCAGCAACAACAGCGGCAACAAAUAAAACCAGCCGACUAUGCAUCGUGGCAGGCGAAGAUCGUUUCCUCUGCCUGCCUCCAGGGCUGCAACAGCCUUGUGUGCAUUUUGCUGCGCUUCCCGAGCGCAGCGGCUUCGCGCCGUUUGCUGUUGCUGCUGGGCCUUUGGAGUUUACUCUCGUAUGGUCGCCUGGUGCCUUUUUGCAUUUGCGUGGAGAACAGAAAAAAUCCGGACAAGUUCGCUACCAACUUGAACUCAUCGUGAAAAAGCCAGCAUGGCUGUGCAUACACCCCACACUCGGAUCGGUCCUCUCAGGGGUGGAGGGGCCUGUGCCUCACAUCUUUUGCUUCGGGAUGCCUGAGGCACAAGUUGUGCGCUUCUUUCCCUGGGGGGCUCUUGCAAUCAAUGGAGAAGUCACCUGCGAUCCGCCAGCCAAGCCAGCUCAGUCACAAGGACAUGGCGAGCCCAAGACAGCCCUGGCAGCAACAUUUCUUCGCCUUUUCAACAAGUCCUUUGAACCGCCUCUGCGCAUUUGCUUCCUUAAUGCUGACAAAGAGGGGAAGGCUGUGACGCUGAAGCGUCUGGAGGACUUUGAUGUGCAUGACACACGAAACGAAGAGGUCACAGGAUUUAACAUUAUGCUGGCUCUGAAGGGACAGCUGGCGGAGGCACGGGCCGACCUCGCAAUGGCCGACAAGCAGAAGCCUGGAAAGGUAAUUGUCUUUCCCAUUAGCAGCAGCGGGAAACUCUUGAAAGAAAGUCAAGUCCUUAUCGAUGGCGGAGGUCCCCAAGGUGAAGAACUCUUCUCUAUUGCCAUUUAUGGAGAGUUUGACUGCGCAUCGCGCUUUUUGGUGUACGGCUUUUGCUGCUUCGUCCCAGAGAAGUACUUCACCUUUGAGACCGGCAAGAAGUUGUUUGAUUUUCACCACCAGAUGUUCAUGAACCGCAGUUUGCAGCACUCUGGAAACUGCAACAUUAUGUAA